This is a messenger RNA of Drosophila subpulchrella, 922 nucleotides long. Its product is annotated as apolipoprotein D-like. The transcript has 6 exons. Gene Ontology annotation, molecular function: pigment binding. Bases 69 to 746 code for a protein of 225 amino acids. Lineage: Eukaryota; Metazoa; Arthropoda; Insecta; Diptera; Drosophilidae. The record is from RefSeq and is a predicted model, not a curated record.
CUAAGCCAGAAGUAGACCAGAUAUUAAGUUCAGUGCAUAGCGAUAAUAUCAGAAAACUAUAUUCCAGAAUGAAUCACCACCGGUCGAGUUCACACCUGUGGCUGCUUAUCUUGACAGUCGUUAGUGGAGUUUAUCAGGGAAAGGCUCAAGUUCCAUUUCCCGGAAAGUGCCCAGAUGUCAAACUAUUGGAUUCCUUCGAUGCGGAAGCUUACAUGGGUAUCUGGUACGAGUACUCCGCUUAUCCAUUUGCCUUUGAGAUCGGAAAGAAAUGCAUAUACGCAAACUAUAGUCUCAUUGACAAUAGCACUGUUUCUGUGGUGAAUGCAGCUAUCAAUCGAUUCACUGGUCAAGCCUCGAAUGUAACUGGAAAGGCCAAGGUCCUCGGGCCUGGUCAAUUGGCAGUGGCUUUUUUCCCAGGCCAGCCACUCACGAAGGCCAACUACAUAGUAUUGGGCACCGAUUAUGAGUCGUAUGCCGUUGUCUAUAGCUGCACCGCUGUAACACCAUUGGCGAAUUUCAAAAUCGUUUGGAUCCUAACUCGCCAGCGUGAACCUUCAGCGGAGACAAUUGAUGCGGCCAAGAAGAUCUUGACUGAUAAUGACAUAUCUCAGGCGUUCCUCAGCAAUACGAUUCAAAAGAAGUGUCCCCAAUUGGAUGGAAAUAACACUGGGUUGUCCGUAGACGAUGAACUUGAUGUGGAUGAUUUUGUGACCACUGUGGUGCCAGAAGCCAUCCAGAAGGCAUGAGAAUGGCUUCGACGCUUCUACGAGCGUCUCUACGACAUUUUCGUGAACUUCUUAAGUUACUAAAUGUUCUGUUAUUCAAGUGUACAAAUAUCGACAGCUAAAUGUUCUUUAAUGUAUCAAUUAUAAAUUGUUGUUAUUUCGAGGAAUAAAAACGAAGCAAAUCGAUCGAGCUAUAA